AUGCUCUCAUUAUUUCCGACGGACAUCUCGCUCUACAUCCUAUCAUUUCUGUCCUUACACGACCUGCGAUCAUUGCUACUUGUAUCGCGGGAGACUCACCACCUUGUCGCCGACAACGAGUCCACGGUAUAUCACCAAGCAGCUGUGUUUCACAAGUUCGUGUCGAUCAGGAGCUCCCUCGAAGAUGCGCUUCAAGUCGAGUCCCGCCGAUGUGGUUGGUUAGAGGGCGCUCAGAGCUGGAAAGAACUGUGCCGGCGUUGGACGGAAUUGGAGCGGAAUUGGGACGGGAGGGGGUUUGUGCAUGAAGGCGGGCAUCAGGUCGGCGACUCGAACGGGAUGGAUGGGGUUUUGCACUUCAAGGUUGAUGAAGAGCAAAGGACGAUUGUCGCAGUAUCGCGCUCUGGCGGCCUGACGGUCCGAGCCAUGGAGGACAACCGAAUUUUAUGGAGUCUCGGUAACGACUACAUUUUCCGCGCACGCUGCGAGCUGUCGAAGGGCUUCCUGGUAUUUCCUAGCUCCCGCCAUGGCCUUGAGAUAUGGCGGCGGACAGCCGAUGUAGAACUCGGGUCUGAUGUAAUCGGAGAGACAGUGUUGUCGCCAAUCAGUGGCCCGUCGCCUGCGGCUGCCCUUGACUUCCAGUUCGAAGCGUCCAAACUCGCCGCUUCGACACAUCCAAGUGUCAAUUCCGCCAUGCGACUGCGCGGGCAAUACACCCCGCAUGCGUAUCUUGGCCACCCGUUCGUCAACCUUGUCCGCAUCUAUCGCCUCCGGUUCCCAGUGCUCGCGCUGAUGAGCGCGCUGGACCGCAACGCGGUGCUGAUAUUUGACGUGUGCGAGGGCGUCCUAUUGCGUCGCGUCUCGUUUGAAGCCUUUCAUCCUAUCGACAAAUACCUGUCGGUGUGUCUUCAUUCAGCAGUCUUCAUGGUGCCAUGGCGGACGUCGGCACAGGACUCAGAGGGGCGAACGCGUGCCAUGGUGCUCGCGGAGACCGACUUACCACAGGAUCUACAAGAUGCAUCAAUGCAACUAAGGAAAGUUACCGUUCCUAAUCACCACAUUAGCACCCGCCAUUCGGACUGUCGGGUUGACGGGAACGUCGCGUGCGUUCCCGGUGCAGAUGCAGUGGAGCAAUUUGAAAUUGUACCCCCAUCUGCGAGCACCCGCCUGGCCAAUAAUAGUCAGGCUCUCGUCCCAAUUGGUGCGCAUCGUGUUCCGCCCUGUUUCGUCUCAGCACGAAUGUCUCCUGAUGGACGACACUUUGCCGCUGUGACGGUAUUCGGGCUGCUGUAUCUCGUUCCCAAUUUCGCUCGUGUCGAACGGGGAGCCACUUCGUUUUCGGAAAUUACGACACGGAUAUAUAUGGGUGAGUGGUUGAGAGAUCUUGUCUGGGAGGAGCACCAGCAACGACGGCUAGUGAUGAAAGCUGCAUCCGAAGAUAUAUUCAUAGUCAAUCUUGACGCAUCCUUCCACUUCCCUCGGGAGCCCAUGCCGUACGAGUUGCAGGACGACCGCGACACCUUCGCGAACGUGCGCAUCUCGCACCUCAGCGAUUUCAGCAACCCCACGCUGGGGUGGGCGCGCGAACGGGGCGUGGCGUUCAACGGCGUGCAACUGACACGCACUGCGGUCUGGAUGGUGUGGGACCGCGCGCUGCUCGACGACACGGUGCGCAGGCGCGAACACCGCAGGAGGCAGCGAGAGUGGGAGGACAACGAGUCUACCGAGCCCCGUUCUUCGCCCGGGAAUGGUUCGCUCUGCUUCGCCAGUUUCGCCGCAGGGAUGUGA
Sparassis crispa is the source of this 1785-nucleotide messenger RNA. RefSeq lists its product as hypothetical. The record is from RefSeq and is a predicted model, not a curated record. Gene Ontology annotation, molecular function: protein binding. The coding region runs from base 1 to 1785 and encodes 594 amino acids. The transcript has 7 exons. Lineage: Eukaryota; Fungi; Basidiomycota; Agaricomycetes; Polyporales; Sparassidaceae.